Molecule: messenger RNA, 3395 nt
Organism: Neopsephotus bourkii (Bourke's parrot)
Lineage: Eukaryota; Metazoa; Chordata; Aves; Psittaciformes; Psittacidae
Gene: TMEM200A
Product: transmembrane protein 200A
Exons: 2
Coding region: 244-1719 (491 amino acids)
Source: RefSeq, a predicted model, not a curated record
CUCCCACAGCCGGCCGGCAGCGGAGGGGCUGGGCCGUGUCCGUUCCUGCCGGUGGCGGGGAACGGGGAGACACGCCCUUGCUUGGGGCGACUGGGGGCAAGAUGCGGGCUGGGACGGGUAGGUGGGCUUUGCCCUGCCAGAAACGGACUUUCUGCCUCCGAGCGGCGCGGGCUUCCACGCUCCGUGCGGCUGCUACACACCCUCUUUUGUCUGCUCUCCGCUCCGAGGGCACAAUAUAGAACUAUGAUAGCAACCGGAGGAGUCAUAACAGGACUAGCUGCCUUAAAAAGGCAAGACUCCGCAAGAUCUCAGCAACAUGUAAAUCUUUCUACAGCUCCAGCUACUGAGGAGAAGAAACCAGUUAGAUGCCGGCCUAGGGCAGAUGUAGUUAUUGUCAGGGGCAAAAUCCGUCUCUAUUCUCCAUCGGGAUUCUUCCUUGUUUUGGGAGUGCUUAUUGCAUUCUUUGGAAUUGCAAUGGCCAUCCUUGGAUACUGGCCCCAAAAGGAACAGCUUCUAGGAUCUGAAGAUAAUCUCUCUGUAAAUGAAACCCAAGUCCUGAGAAGCCAAGGAAGCAUUUUACUUCGUUUCUUUGAGCAGCAUGUGCACUCGGAUAAGAUGAAAAUGCUGGGCCCUUUUACUAUGGGCAUUGGAAUCUUCAUUUUUAUUUGCGCAAAUGCCAUUCUGCAUGAAAACCGUGACAAGGAGACAAAAAUCAUACACAUGAGAGACAUAUACUCCACUGUAAUAGACAUCCACACACUGAGGAUCAAGGAACAAAAGCAGCUGAGUGGUGCCUUCACUGGCUUUUUGGGGGAAGGAGAACUUGGGCACAGCGGGAGCUUGUGUGCUUCACGGCUGGCUGCGAACACAGUUGCACCUUUCUCUGGCUUCAAGAGUAAUUUUAGAAUGGAUAGUUCUGCUGAAGAAGAUGAGACUACCUUAAAUGAGGACAGGACCACUGGUAGCCUCCUGCCACCUCUGCUGACUGAGCAAUCUGGUUCAGUCUUUGGACUUUACCCUCACUCCAGCAAGGCUUCAGAUGACAAAAACAUUGGCUCUAUAAAGUGUGAAACAAAAUCCAUUGUAUCAUCUUCCAUUAGUGCUUUCACACUGCCAGUAAUUAAACUGAAUAACUGUGUUAUUGAUGAACCCAAUAUAGACAACAUAACUGAGGACUCGGAGAUCACUAGGAGUCGGUCUCGAAAUCUGUCGAUGGAUUCUCUGGCUAUUCCACUAACUGAUACCAAUGAAUCCUGUAGACCUGCCUCUACCAUGCUGCCAAGACACAAUUCUUUUGGGGACAGUCCAUCUGAUCAGUUCAAAUCUUCUAUGACUCUUGGACCAAGCACAGGAAAGCUUUUAUCUCCUGGUGCUGCCAGGAAACAGUUUGGGUCCAACACAUCUUUGCAUCUUCUGUCUUCACAUUCAAAGUCCCUGGACUUGGACAGGGGUCCGUCUAUGCUCACUGUCCAAGCUGAACAAAGGAAGCACCCUAGCUGGCCCAGACUGGAUCGGAGCAACAGUAAAGGAUAUAUGAAACUAGAAAACAAAGAGGACCCAAUGGAUAGGUUACUUGUGCCACAAGCGGCAGUCAAGAAAGACUUUACUAAUAAGGAAAAACUUCUUAUGAUAUCAAGAUCUCAUAAUAAUUUGAGUUUUGAACAUGAUGAGUUUUUGAGUAACAACCUGAAGAGAGGAACUUCUGAAACAAGAUUUUAAUAUUGAAAUUGCAAUUUAGAAGAUGUCACACAGUAUUUUUUAAAAAAACAUGUUGACAAGUGUUUCCUUUUCAGUGACACUAGUACUAGCCUGUUUUUAACCAAAUGCUUAAUAUAGUCCAUCAAAACUGGUUUGUGUUAACAGAGAUCUUCAUCUUUCUCAUGCCAGGUUUUUUUGUCUUAGUAACAUACAGCUGCAAUACUGUACAUUAUCAAUUGCUCACAGAGUUUCGAUAGAACCGAUUCUAAUUUUCCCUGAGUCAUUAUUCCUUUUGUUCUAUAUAAGCAUGCUAUCUUUUAUCAAUUGACUCCAGAAGUCUGCAUUAGGAAAACAGCUCCAUUUACCUGUAAGUUCUAUCUAUUUAAUAGCUGCAGGAGUCUGAAAACAGUGCUUGCAGUCUAGAAUGGGAAGUGAACAGGAGCACACCCUGGAAUUGUCAAAUCCAGGCCUAUAUCCUAGGUGUUGUCUUUUACAUAUGGUACAUCUCAGUAACUGCAGUCUUGCCAUUGUCAUCGUGAGAAACUUGUUUACAUAUUGGGAUGGGUGGAUAAAAAAGAGUGGGUAUAAUUAAAAGCAUUUCUGUAAAUUCAUUGUAAUUGGUCGAGUUGAAUACCAGUGUUGUGAAUUAUUAACUAUGCUUUGUACAGUAAUCUUUCUACAUCCAUUGUAAUUUAAUCUUGUAAUUCUGGGAAAACAUAUAUAAAGUAAGAAAUCUGAAAAUUCUUCUGGGAUUAGUUAUCUAACACACUUUGAUUGGCAGCAGUUUUAAAAUAAAAAUAUACAUAUUCAAUUAAAAUUAUAGGAACAUGAUGAAUGCCAGCAGGAUUUUAGAAACAUAGUGUAUAAUAAGAUUAUAUUGUGACAUGCAUCUGAAGAGAAUAAUGGAAAAUGAAUAUAUUGCCUCUCAUUACAAUAGUGAGAAGUUAAAUAGCUAGAUCUCUGUGUUCAAAAUACUGAUACAAAGCAUACAGUUCAAUAUGUAUACUAACAUAGUAUGAAAGACCUUUGCCUAAAUUUUGAUUUCUGUAUUUCACAUAAUUAUUGGUGUGAUGGUUCACUGAAGGUUUAGCUCUGGUAAUUUGCAUUACAAGAUUUUGCAAAAGGAAGUGACAUUUAAAACAAUGUUUUUCUCAGCAAACCAAGCUUCACAGUUGACAGUUGUAUUACUAAAGAAAAUGAAAAUUUGAAUGUGCAUACCAGAAGGUUUUCAUGUAUUUCACUAAGGUAUUUAGUCCACAAUCCUGCCACGACAGCCAUGCUAGAGAAUGUCACUUCAAGUGACAUUUGUUGCAAGGCUCACCUAACAGGAUGUUGAUCUUAAUUGGUUGGUUUUUUUACUUAACCUAAAUACUCAGGAAUUCUUUUUAAUGGCUUUUCCCAAAAAGAAUAAAACCUGUUAAAAUGUUGUUCUUCAUUUACUUUGAUUAUGGAAGAUCAAAGAUGAAAAUACCCUCUCUUUUUUUUAAUAUCAAACCCCAUAUUUCAGCUGCGUGAUGUUUAUGUAUCAGGAGCAUUACUUGCUCAGUGAAUUGAGGCAUUGUGUUAACUGUUAGAACCUCAAGCCUAUAUAUUGUAACAGAGUUGGCUAAAUAUUUUGCUAUGAAGCUUUUAAUAACUUUCUGGUUUGUGUUCUUAAGACAUUUGCUAUUUUUUGAAAUAAAAUGUCUAUCUACAUA